This is a messenger RNA of Adineta ricciae, 1473 nucleotides long. The record is from the annotation of a GenBank genome assembly. Lineage: Eukaryota; Metazoa; Rotifera; Eurotatoria; Adinetida; Adinetidae.
AUGAAAUGGCGAAAAUUAUUUUUAGUGAAACGUUGUUUCAAUAGUUUUAUUACCUUCGUCAGUCAAUCACAUAAAACAAAAUGGUCAAUCAAUAGAAUUUUGAAAUUACGAUGGAUCAAAUGCAUUAUCAUAACUGGUAUUAUGCUAUUUUUUCUGCUUCAUUUUCUUCGCUGGAAUAUCGGCAUUAGACCAAUAACACAUGCUGUUCAUGAUGCAAAUGUUACUUUGGCAUUGAAUAAAAGUAUAAGAACGACAUUUCGUGUAGAGAUUCAACGCAUAUUCGAUAAUCAAAUAUUACAUAGAAAUAACAAACUUCUCACACAAUUUUCUGGUCAAUAUAGAGAGAUAUCAUCGACAUCAUUAAAUGAAAAUAGUACCAACGAGUAUUCACUCGAAGACAUCAUAUUCAUUCUUACUACUCAUACAAAACGUAUUUUUACGACAAUUGAUUAUGUAAAGUUUUGGGCGACUCGUCCCGGUAUCAAUUGUCUUAUCGUUUUCCACGAAACGGAUUUUAUGAACUAUACCAAUAUCACCGACUUUCUUCUUCAACAAGGAGUUCUUUGUGAGAUACAAACAUCGCCAGUGGAACGUUAUGAACAAAGAUACUUUGAAUUAUUCUAUAACGGUUGGAAAAAACAGGAAAGUGAUAGUCAUCAGAAUGAACGGAGGAAGAUACAAUGGUUUGCUGUGGGCGAUGAUGAUACAAUUUGGUUUGUGAACAAUCUUCUGCAUGUUCUUCGUCAAUACAACGCAUCCGAUAAAAUUUAUUUAGGAAAUAUUUCAACUAAGAGAUUGCAAAUCAGAAAGCAUGGAGCUUACUAUGCCUACGGUGGUGCGGGUAUUGUUUUCAGUCGGUCGUUAGCGUUAUCAUAUGUACAGCAUCGCCAACAAUAUGAACGAUUUUACUACACAUAUGGUGGGGAUGAAAUGAUCGGUAAAUGUGUUGUUGAAGAGUUAGGAGUGAAUCUAACACGAGACCAUCAUUUCCAUCAAAUGGAUCAUUUAGGAAAUAUGCUUGGUAUGCUGGAAAGUGGAAUGGAUGGGUUGGUUACUUUGCAUCAUGUAUUCAAAAGUUGGAGACCAUUUUCUGACGUUCAUAUUGAUCUGGUGAGUGAGACGAUGCGCCGUUUCAAUAUUGCCUAUUCUACCUUCGACAAAUCCUUUCUAAAAAGAUAUCUUUACAUCAAUCGUAAGAUGAAUCAAAGCGUGCUGUUAACUCUAGGUUAUUCAAUCAGUAUAUUCAAUCGCAUCUUGACUGGUGAAGAUUUAUCAUUAGUUGAACAAACCUGGUGUUGUGAUGAGAUGAUGGAUCGAAGAUUUCGGGCAGAAGAAACAAACAAGACGACUUGGUACUUUCAACGACUUAUCAAUGAGACCGCCAUCGACGGUAUCAAAUAUGUAAUGAUUUACGAAGGUAAAAAGCGUCAGAAUGAUCUAUAUUCAACUAUAAAAGUAACAGUCAAAGAGUGA